Drechmeria coniospora is the source of this 3786-nucleotide messenger RNA. RefSeq names its product ATP-dependent RNA helicase DHX8. Gene Ontology annotation, cellular component: intracellular anatomical structure; catalytic step 2 spliceosome. The transcript has a single exon. The coding region runs from base 1 to 3786 and encodes 1261 amino acids. NCBI's taxonomy places the organism in Eukaryota, Fungi, Ascomycota, Sordariomycetes, Hypocreales, Ophiocordycipitaceae. Gene Ontology annotation, biological process: spliceosomal complex disassembly. Gene Ontology annotation, molecular function: ATP binding; RNA binding. The record is from RefSeq and is a predicted model, not a curated record.
AUGUGGAGCUCCCUGCAAACCCUGUCCAUCCUGCUCGUGAGUGCGACCCUAGUUGCCGUCAUGACCGUGUCCACCUCUUCCCUGAUCUUACCGACCUUUAGCCGUCGACGACGAAGAACCCAUCCCCACCCAGAAUCGUCGACGAGACAAGUCCGUCUCCUGCGCAAGCGGGAAUCAUCGCCGGCCAUGGAUGAGUUUCUCGACCUCGACGUCCUGUCGCUCGUGUCCAAAGUCGCCACCGAGCUGCAGAACCACGUCGGCGUCGGCGAUCAGACCCUUGCAGAGUUCCUCAUCGCUCAGCGCCUCGAGAGCACGUCCGUCGCCGACUUCCGCAAGAAGCUCGAUGGCAUCGGCGCCGACUUCCCGCCGAGUCUGGUGGAUAGCCUGGACCGGCUGGUGCUGGCGUUGCAUCCAAAGUUCAAGACGGUAAUCAAGAACGGCGCGCUCGACGGCGCCGAGGAGCACCACUCGCGCACGUUGGAGGAGAAGGAAAAGAUCUUCAGCGGCCUGUCGCUGCCCGACAAGACGGUGGACGACGACGGUGGCGCCGACGCCAUCGAUGACACCUUGGCCCUGUUGGAGGAGCUCGACGGCCGAGCCGGCAAGGGUCAAACAUCGAGGAAACGCAGCCGAAGCCCCGACGACGACCGGGGUGAACCGAGGCGGAGGAGACGAGACCGGUCGCGCUCCCGAGAUCGACGCAGGAAAGACAGGCGCCGCUCUCGGUCGAGAUCGAGAUCGCCUCUGCGGGACCGUGACGGCGAGCACGGCCGGGACGGGUUCCGCGGUUCGCACAAGGACAGGCGCGGACGCUCGCAGCACCACGACGGAAACGCCCGGCUCGACCGGCCGCCCGCGCCCGAGGUUGACGAGGCACCGCAGCUCAACAAGAUAUACGAGGGCCACGUCACGGGCGUCAAGGACUUUGGCGCCUUCGUCAACAUCCACCACGUGCGAGGCAAGGUCGACGGCCUCGUCCACGUCUCCCGCAUGGCCAACCAGCGGGUCAGCCACCCCUCGGACCUCCUUGCCAAGGGCCAGCACGUCUUCGUCAAGGUCACCGCCCUCGAGCAGAACAGAGUUGGCCUGUCGAUGAAGGAUGUCGACCAGGAAACGGGCAUGGACCUCGAGCCCCAACCCCGCUUCUCCACCGGCGCCAACAUGGAAGCCCUCGGCGGCGGGCCCGGAAACGGCUUCGUCGAGCCCGUCGAGAUGCCGCGAGACAGCCUCGGACCGCCCAAGCGCCACAGGAAGCGGAUGACGUCGCCCGAGAGGUGGGAGAUCAGGCAGCUCAUUGCCUCGGGAGUCGCCAAGGCCUCGGAUUACCCCGACCUCGAGGAGGACUACAACGCGACCCUGCGGGGCGACGGAGAGCUCGAGCUGGAGGAGGACAUCGACAUCGAGGUGCGCGAGGAGGAGCCGCCCUUCCUGGUCGGCCAGACCAAGCAGUCGCUCGAGCUGUCGCCUAUCCGCGUCGUCAAGGCCCCGGAUGGCUCCAUGAACCGGGCCGCCAUGUCCGGCACGAACCUUGCCAAGGAGAGAAAGGAGCUGCGCCAGCAGGAGGCCGACGCCGCCGCCAAGGAGGAGCCCAAGGAGAACCUGUCGUCCCAGUGGCAGGACCCCAUGGCCGAUCCCGACAAGCGAAGGUUCGCCAGCGACCUGCGCAACGCGAGAGCCAACGCGAGGUCGGACGAGGUCCCGGCCUGGAAGCAGGCCGUCAUCCCGCGGGACCAGCCUCUCGGAAAGCGAUCGACGCUGAGCAUCAAGGAGCAGCGAGAGACGCUGCCCGUCUACGCCUUCCGGAACCAGCUCAUCAAGGCGGUGAGGGAGAACCAGAUCCUCAUCGUCGUCGGCGAGACCGGCUCCGGCAAGACAACGCAGAUGACGCAGUACCUGGCCGAGGCGGGAUUCGCCAACGACGGCAUCAUCGGCUGCACCCAGCCUCGCCGCGUCGCCGCCAUGUCCGUGGCCAAGCGCGUGGCCGAGGAGGUGGGCUGCAAGCUGGGCGACGAGGUCGGCUACACCAUCCGCUUCGAGGAUUGCACGAGCUCCUCGACCAAGAUCAAGUACAUGACGGACGGCAUGCUGCAGCGCGAGAUCCUCAUGGACCCCGACAUGAAGCGCUACUCGUGCAUCAUGCUCGACGAAGCCCACGAGCGCACCAUCGCCACCGACGUCCUGUUCGCCCUGCUCAAGAAGACGCUGAAGCAUCGGCCGGACCUCAAGGUCAUCGUCACCUCGGCCACGCUCGACGCCGACAAGUUCUCGGCCUACUUCAACGAAUGCCCCAUCUUCACCAUCCCGGGCCGAACCUUCCCCGUCGAGGUCCUGUACUCGAGGGAGCCCGAGUCGGACUACCUCGACGCCGCCCUCGUGACGGUGAUGCAGAUCCACCUGACGGAGCCCAAGGGCGACAUCCUGCUCUUCCUGACCGGCCAGGAAGAGAUCGACACGUCGUGCGAAAUUCUCUACGAGCGCAUGAAGGCCCUCGGCCCGAGCGUGCCCGAGCUCAUCAUCCUGCCCGUCUACUCGCAGCUGCCGACGGAGAUGCAGAGCCGCAUAUUCGACCCGGCGCCCGCCGGCAGCCGCAAGGUCGUCAUCGCGACCAACAUCGCCGAGACGUCCAUCACCAUCGACGAGAUUUACUACGUCGUGGACCCCGGCUUCGUCAAGCAGAACGCUUACGACCCGAAGCUCGGCAUGGACUCGCUCGUCGUCACGCCCAUCUCGCAGGCGCAGGCGAACCAGAGGGCCGGCCGAGCCGGCCGCACCGGACCCGGCAAGUGCUUCCGUCUCUACACCGAGGCGGCCUACCAGUCGGAGAUGCUGCCGACGACGAUACCCGAGAUCCAGAGGCAGAACCUCGCCCACACCAUCCUCAUGCUCAAGGCCAUGGGCAUCAACGACCUGCUGCACUUCGACUUUAUGGAUCCGCCGCCCAUCAACACGAUGCUGACGGCGCUCGAGGAGCUGUACGCCCUGAGCGCCCUCGACGACGAGGGGCUGCUCACCCGACUCGGUCGCAAGAUGGCCGACUUCCCCAUGGAACCAUCGCUGGCCAAGGUGCUCAUCGCCGCCGUCGACCACCAGUGCUCGGACGAGAUGCUCAGCAUCGUUGCCAUGCUCAACCUGCCCAACGUCUUCUACCGACCGAAGGAGAAGCAGCAGCAGGCGGACCAGAAAAAGUCCAAGUUUCACGACGCGCACGGCGACCACCUCACGCUCCUCAACGUCUACAACUCGUGGAAGACGUCGGCCUACUCGAACCCCUGGUGCUUCGAAAACUUCAUCCAGGCCCGCUCCAUGCGUCGCGCCAAGGACGUCCGGGACCAGCUCGUCAAGAUCAUGGAGCGCUACCGCCACCCUGUCGUCUCGUGCGGACGCGACACGCAAAAGGUGCGCCGCGCCUUGUGCUCGGGCUUCUUCCGCAACGCCGCCCGCAAGGACCCGCAGGAGGGCUACAAGACGCUCACCGAAGGCACGCCCGUCUACCUGCACCCGAGCUCGGCGCUCUUCGGCAAGCAGGCCGAGUGGGUCGUCUACCACACGCUCGUCAUGACGACAAAGGAGUACAUGCACUGCACCACAAGCAUCGAGCCCAAGUGGCUCGUCGAGGCCGCGCCCACCUUCUUCAAGGUCGCCGGUUCGGACCGUCUGAGCAAGAGGAAGCAGGCCGAGAGGAUCCAGCCUCUGUACAACAAGUUCGCCACCGAGGACGACUGGCGUUUGAGCGCCCAGCGGCGUGGAGGCAGAGGCGGCGGCGGCGGCGGCGGAACCUGGGGUUGA